Clonostachys rhizophaga is the source of this 1332-nucleotide messenger RNA. NCBI's taxonomy places the organism in Eukaryota, Fungi, Ascomycota, Sordariomycetes, Hypocreales, Bionectriaceae. The record is from the annotation of a GenBank genome assembly.
AUGCCCCCGCGCUUCAGUCACAAGGGCCGACAUUUCGUCAUAAUGGAAGAGGAUGGAUACAUUCUGAUUCCCAAAUCGAUCAAGAGGCUAGAUGUUGCUAGACAUGACCAAGAGCCCUUUUGCUUGUCUGAUAUUGACCACUUCGUCGAGAGCAUACAAGCUUCUGUUUGGACCCUGAAUGUUUUCCUCCACCAAAAUCCCGAGCUGGGUUUUGAGGAACAUAAAGCUCAUGAUGCAUUGACCAGCUUCAUGCGCAGCCAGAAUGGCUGGAAGGUCAUGCAAUCUCUGCAUGGAAUGGACACAGCGUGGAUGAGUGUUUAUGACAGCAAAAUGCCAGGUCCAGCGGUGUCAUUCAACGUGGAGAUGGACGCCCUGCCUGGGCUAGGACAUGCGUGUGGCCACAACCUCAUCGCCGUCACGUCGGUAGCCGCGGCUCUAGCAACAGCGGAGAUGAUGCGGACUCAUCACAUUGGUGGUAAAGUUAUAUUAUUUGGGACACCGGCAGAAGAAGGCGGCGGCGGCGGAAAAAUCAAACUACUCGAUGCAGGUGCCUAUGAUAAUGUGGAUGUCUCAAUCAUCUCCCAUCCCGGAAUUCUCAAUAACAGUCCCAUGGUCCGCACGACGGCUUACACGCGCCUCAGUGUUUCCUACCGUGGUCGUGCAGCACAUGCAGCCAACAGCCCUUGGCUCGGGGUUAACGCUCUGGAUGCUCUCAUCGUGGCGUACAACAGCAUCUCGGUCCUGCGCCAGCAGUUGCGGCCAGAUGACAUUGUGGGUCUCCAGAUUACAGACGGUGGUAACAAGCCAAAUGUGAUACAUGAGCAUGCCGCAGGUGUGGCUGUUCUUCGAGCAAGUAGCUUGUCUAGGCUACAUGAACUGCAGCAGAAGGUUGAGGCAUGUUUUCUAGCUGGCGCCCAGGCCACAGGUGCUCAAGUAUCUAUCGAAGUUACCCUAGGCUACCAUGACCAUGUCCCAAAUCGCGUACUCGCAGAUUCGUGGCGAAAGUAUUGGCAAGCUUUACCCGAUUCUCCCGAGCCGCCAUUACCUCCACCAGGUCAAUUAACAUGGGUGAAGGCCAGUACUGACCAAGGCAAUCUGAGUUAUGCUUUGCCAAGCAUGAAUGUCAGUUUCGCCAUCCCUGCUGGCCCUAAUGGUGGACAGCCGCACAGUCCUGACUUUGAAAAGGCAUCGGGCAUGAGAGGAGCGUUCGAAAGAGCGAUGAGGGUGGCCAAGGCCAUGGCAGGCACGGCAGUGGAUGUAUGUGCUACACCUGGGCUGGUAGACCAAAUCAAGGAGCAAUGGAAACAAGACAUGGCAAAAGAUCACAACUAG